AUGGCAUUAUUUGACUUGAUUGUCAACUUGAAUUUUCAGCUACUUGAUUGUUCACUUGAAUAUAGACUUGACUAUAGACUUGACAACAGACUUGACUGUAGACUUGACUAUAGUCUUGACUUUAGACUUGACUAUAGACUUGACUAUAGACUUGACUAUAGACUUGACUAUAGACUUGACUAUAGACUUGACUGUCGACUUGACUUAAGACUUGACUUUAGACUUGACUGUCGACUUGAAUAUAGACUUGACUAUAGAAAUGAAUAUAGACUUGACUAUAGACUUGACUAUAGACUUGACUAUACACUUGACUUUAGACUUGACUAUCGACUUGACUAUAGACUUGACUAUAGACUUGAAUAUAGACUUGACUCUAGACUUGACUAUAGACUUGACUAUAGUCUUGACUAUAGACCUGACUUUAGACUUGACUAUAGACUUUACUUUAGACUUGACUAUCGACUUGACUAUAGACUUGACUAUCGACUUGAAUAUAGAUUUGAAUAUAGACUUGACUAUAGACUUAACUAUAGACUUGACUAUAUACUUGACUUUAGACUUGACUUUAGACUUAACUAUAGACUUGACUAUAGACUUGACUUUAGACUUGACUAUAGACUUGACUAUAAACUUGACUUUAGACUUGAAUAUAGACUUGACUUUUGA
Messenger RNA from Chironomus riparius, 666 nucleotides. NCBI's taxonomy places the organism in Eukaryota, Metazoa, Arthropoda, Insecta, Diptera, Chironomidae. The record is from the annotation of a GenBank genome assembly.